UGUGAUCUUCAGUGAGGGCAAUCUAAAUGUCUUCCAUUUUUGAGAGGGGAUUAUCAUCGAGAUAGCGGUUUUCAAGACGAGGUUCGCUUUUGCUUUUGACCCAGUCUGAGAAAGAAGGUAUAUUCAUCUGCGUACAUCUUUAAGGAACCUGCAUUGCUCCGGUAGUGGAAAUUAAUGGAAGAUCGAAUGACGGUUUCUUUGGCGGGUUCGAGGAGCCUCUUGCACCGAUCGAUUGUCGCGUGCUAAAAGCUAGUAAAUGGCGGCAUUCAUGGAGUAAAACUUGUUAAAGGUGACAUGGAAAACGACAAUGGAGGAAAAGUUCCGGUGUCUUCUCAGAUCCCAGAGAAUGAUUCAGGAACAAAGUAUACAAUACCGGGAAUUUUGCACUUCAUUCAACACGAAUGGGCUAGAUUUGAGAUGGAUCGAGCGCAUUGGGAUGUCGAGAAAGCAGAAUUGCAGGCUCGUAUUGCAUUUCUACAAGGGGAAAGAAAAGGACAAGAGAAUCUUAAACAUGAUCUGAUUAGGAGAAUCAAGAUGUUGGAAUAUGCUCUGAAACAAGAAAGAGCAAAAUAUCACAGACUUAAAUAUGGUACAGAAGUGUCACCAGAAAAGAUGUCAAAGGAAGAGGAGAAUGUGAACCAGGAAGCUCAUAGGGAUAGCAACACCAAUAACACAAAACCAGUUGUAAAUUGGCGACAGGGUCGACAGUUACUUAGACAAUAUCUUCAAGAGGUUGGCUAUACAGACACUAUUUUGGAUGUACGCUCCUCGCGAGUGAGAUCUAUACUUGGUCUGUCAGUAGCAGAUGGUUCUGCACCAGAUCACCCCCAGCCAAAUGGUAUUUCUGGUAAAAGCAGGGGAAAUGAAUAUGCAGUAAUUGAGGAGCAUGCACGAUCUCCAAAAAGAAAUGAGGUUGGCAUUAUCAGAAAGUUGCCAGUUGAAGAAUCUGAUGGUGCUUUGCCCAUAGUUUCUGGGAAACGGGUGCCAGUGCGACCUGUUGUGAAUUCAAGAGCACCUAUUGAGGAUGAUCUUGAGACAGAAGCUGCAGUACUUGCCAACUUUGACUUCCUGCAAAAUGAUGUGGAAGAUGAGGAAGAUAAUGAGGAUGAUAAUGAUGAUGAUGGAGGAAGUGCUGAUGAUGAAUCUGAUGACAGGGACGACUUGAGACUAGGACGGAGGAUGGGCAAGAGAGCCAAACAAGAUUUGAGUAAAGAUGCUGUUGAUGAAAUGCUCAGCGUAGAUGAUGAAACUGCUGAUGCACUGGCAGAAUUUGAUUUUGUGAUGGGUGAAGAUUCUGGUUCAGAGACAGAUGUAACAGUGAUUGAAAUGGAAGACAAUACUGCUGUGUUAGAAGAUAUGGAUAUUAAUAUGCCAGAGGAAGGAGAAUACCCUGCCCCUCAAGAUGCCAAAGAUGGGUCUGAUACUCAGAAUGAAUGGGGAGUUGAUUCAAACUUGCUGGCCAAGUUGAAAGAACAGUACAAGAAAGAAAGAAAGACUAAAAAGAGUCAAAAGAGACCACCAAGGUCAGCAUUACAAGCCAUGCUAGCCAACUUGGAAGGAGAGGAUGAAAUGCCUCAGUCAGCACCUUCACCUGCCAUUAUUAAUGUCCCUCCACCAGUUCGGCUGAGUGGAACUCGUGCCACAUCUGAGAUCCCACCCAUUGCAAGCGUUUCUGUCCCAGGGAAUGCAAGUGCUGGGGGUAAGCCUUCUGUGACCACACCCAUGGCCACUGUGGAUGAACCAUUUGAGAGUGCCCUGGGUCUUGGUGAAUUGGCAAGUUUAACUGUUACCAACGAGGCAGAAGCUCUCUCUUACGAGCCAAACACAAAGGAAGAGUUCAGGAAAACAUGGAGCCCAAAGUUCACGCUAAGAAGUCAUUUUGAUAGCAUCAGGUCCUUAUACUUUCAUCCGACUGAAUCAGCUCUUAUAACAGCCUCAGAAGAUCAUUCACUUAAAUUAUGGAAUCUUCAGAAAACUGUUCCACAGAAAAAGAACAAUGUGUUGGAUGUGGAACCAAUUUAUACAUUUAGAGGGCACAGUGCUCCUGUCCUCUCAGUCGUAAUCAACUCUACAAGUGAGAUGUGUUUUAGCGGCAGCGCUGAUUCAACCAUCAUCUGUUGGAGUAUUCCUUCUCUUGACAUAGACCCGUACGGUCCUUAUAAUUCGGAAAAUCUCAGCGGCAUGCUCGUAGCGCAUACAGAUGCAGUGUGGGAUUUGGCAGUUCAGACGGGCUCGCUACAGUUACUUUCUGCUUCGGCAGAUGGAACAUGUCGGUUAUGGAGUCCGACUUUAAAAUCCCCUUUACUGAAUAGCUACAUUCCUGAACAAGAGGGCUGUGGUGUUCCCACGUCGGUGGACUUCAUCCGCACUGAAACAUCACAAAUGGUAGCCUCUUAUUCAUCUGCUCAAUGUAUUAUUUAUGACUUGGAGACAGCGACACCAGUUGUUUCACUCGACAGCGCAAAAACAUACAAUAAUUCACCUUCUACACAAAUAAACAAAGUAGUUAGUCAUCCCACCCUUCCCCUAACAGUCACAGCGCACGAAGACCGACAUAUACGCUUCUUUGACAACAACACAGGUAAACAAAUUCACACCAUGGUAGCUCAUCUUGAUGCUGUAACCAGCUUAGCAGUGGACCCCAAUGGGUUGUACCUCUUAUCAGGAAGUCAUGACUGUUCCAUUCGUCUGUGGAACUUGGACAGUAAAACCUGUGUCCAAGAAAUCACCUCGCAUCGGAAGAAAUUUGAUGAAGCGAUAUAUGACGUUGCUUUUCAUCCCAAUCGACCGUACAUUGCUAGCGCGGGCGCGGAUGGAUUAGCUAAGGUGUUUGUUUGACGUCGAGGUUGUCAAGACAAUGUCUGCGCCAGUAUGAAUGGUACGAAGCUUGCGUCAUAAUGGUUUUGUCCAACGGAACUGUGAAGCGCUGCGUGGUGUCACUAAAAUGGUUUCCUUUGAGCAAAGCUGACUUUAAGACGAUUGCGUGAUGCAGUUACGCUAGUCGCAUCACAUGUAUCUUUGCUGUAACGCCAUGCAAAAUGCCUAGUAAGGUUGCAAAUUUCUUGGAGUAAAAUGUAAAAAUUUUAAACGAUUCUUCUUAUAUGACGAACUCAGUGCUCGGGAAGCUACAUUUGAAGUGGGCAUCUUGUACAAAAGUGGACUGGCGCUAGUCGACGAAUUCCUCUUCAUCCUGCCACAAACAGGACAGAGCUAUUAUGGUAACAGUGUAUUAAGGACAUGGUUUGAUAUAUUUUUGUUCAGAUCUACAUUUUCAGAGUGCUUCUCUUUGGACACCUGUGGGAAAACACCGAGUUAUUAUCGGUUUUUCAUUUGCGCUUUUUUUCGUACUCACUUCUUAAACCGAUCUCAAUCUCCAGUUUUUAUUUUCGUGCAUGUCAUCUCAUAUUUUUGGAUCAAGGGUGCAGGUGGACUCGGAUACUAUCGCUAUUAUGUCAAAUUUGAGUAAAAACAUAAUACCUACAGUUCAGCGGAAAGGAGCGAACUUGUAUCGAUUGAUAUUCCAAUACCCACGAACAUCAACCAAUUGAUGUACGAACACGCUCGAGCAUUUCUCGACGGAUUAACGAACACUCACGAGUUUAUAUCGAUCGAUGUAUAACUGCUCGGGAGCACUAUUGUCUGAUUUAAAUUGAACUCCCUCUAUCUCCACCUUUGUUGAAUUUAUACUUUCGAAGAGCUUUGAGAAAAAUUUUUUGCCGACGUUUUUGUCCGAGAUGUAUGCAGCUUGACUGAUUGGUAACAUGAUUUUAACCUUUAACUUCAGCGGCCGGUAACCUUGUGGACUCUUUCAGUUCAAUAUUUUAUUUAGUUUUUGUGCAGCUCAAAGCCAUUGGACUCUGAACUUGAGAAAACUGAGACUGUUUGACUCCGAUGUGUUACUUGCGAUCAUUUUCUUUGCUGGUUGCUUACGUGAGGUGAUUUUUCUGUCACGCAAGCUGUCACGCAAGCUUGGGGGUUGGAGCCACUAACUACAGCAUUACGAUUUUCUUCUCUAAGAACAAAAUGGGUCCUAGGUAUUUCUUUUCGUCUUAAAUAGAAGAGAUUGAAGCCUUCAUUGUUCAUCUUAAUCUAAACUAGAAAAAAUACAAUCUAUUUUUGUUAUUGCGAAAUUAUUACAGGUUGUUAGACUAGACCAUCUACUAAAUUAUAAACGAACGCUUAAUUUCCUGUUUGCAAACAUUGGAGAACACUUAUCUUGGUAGUAAUUCAGCGAGUUGUAAACUAAACGUCGUUUCCUUUCAAACGUGUUAAUCUACUGUUUCUUAAGUUGCAGUUUGUAAUCUGACUAAAUCUUUUCCAUCCCUUUUCUUUCUCUUUUCCUUCUGGUUUUUUUCUUGCUAAUCCCAGAGAACGUUUCUUUUUACUAUCAGAAAAUUAAUGUUAACUUUGUUCAACGUACAGAACAGUUCAAGGAUCGAGACAAGCUUCUUGUGGCUCAGGAAAGAAAACGAAUGGGAUGGGGUGGGAGUUGGUCUUGUUAAACAUUCUUUCCUUUACCACCCAGUAGACUUACUUUUUUUUUUUGUUUGGUUGUCUGGUUUUUUUUUCUUUUACAGUCACUCACGAGACAUUAAGUAUUUCGCUAACGGAUACUUUUUUCUCGGGAUGGGCUUGCUUUUUAGCCGACAGUUCGACCCAGAGAACUUUGUAUUAGAUCGAAACUUCGGGGCUAGCUUCCCAUGUUAGUAUAAGACUGUUAUAUCAGCUCAAGGAUAUUUUUUGGGCAAGAAAUUGUACAGUAAUUUUUGAUUUCAAUCAUUGCUUGUAUAGACUUAACUAAUUAAGGUUAACGCGAGAUAUGUUCUGAUUCGUAUGGGACAAUAAAAAAAAUUUGGCCUUC
Pocillopora damicornis (cauliflower coral) is the source of this 4861-nucleotide messenger RNA. Its product is annotated as striatin. The record is from RefSeq and is a predicted model, not a curated record. Lineage: Eukaryota; Metazoa; Cnidaria; Anthozoa; Scleractinia; Pocilloporidae. Gene Ontology annotation, molecular function: protein binding.